CAAAAGUUUAUGGCUGAUAUGAUGCCAAAAGUGAGUAAAAUUCGUGAGCGUCACCCGUAUUUGAAUGUUCAAGUGGACGGUGGGGUGACCGUCGAGAAUGUGGAAAUAUGCGCGCAAGCUGGAGCGAAUUUAAUUGUUUCGGGCACCGGGGUCAUUAAAGUGGCUGAUCAAAAGAAAGCUAUCCUGGAAAUGCGUGAAAAAGUUUCAUCAGUCUUUCGAAAGUAA
Molecule: messenger RNA, 225 nt
Organism: Anisakis simplex (herring worm)
Lineage: Eukaryota; Metazoa; Nematoda; Chromadorea; Rhabditida; Anisakidae
Source: the annotation of a GenBank genome assembly